Eimeria necatrix is the source of this 498-nucleotide messenger RNA. RefSeq lists its product as hypothetical. The record is from RefSeq and is a predicted model, not a curated record. The coding region runs from base 1 to 498 and encodes 165 amino acids. The transcript has a single exon. NCBI's taxonomy places the organism in Eukaryota, Apicomplexa, Conoidasida, Eucoccidiorida, Eimeriidae.
AUGCCGAGCGGGACGCUAGCCCAUCAUCGCCAUGCGACUCCGAAGCCCACCGUGGCAGAGCGGCCGCAUGGGCAUAAGGAGGCGCCCCCGCAGGUGAUAUCUACGACCAAUGUUAUGCCAUGGGACAGUCCCUUCGUCACGUGGGAUCAAUUCCAGUCCGCUAUGAGUGUGAUAGGAACUGUUAUACGGGGGACCGUGGAAUCCGGCGCAACGAUUCCCAUACUACCAGAAGACGGCAGCACUAUGCAGGCCUUUCUGCUGCGCAUCGAGCGCCGGUACACCCAGAUGGGAUUGGAACCGCGCAAGUGGGGAAAUGCACUUAUAGACCACCUUGUGGGCCCGGGUCUAACGUAUUGGAUGUAUCUACGGAGAACUAUCGACCUAAGCGCCUGGGCGACAGUACAGCGCAGGCUUUUGGAGCGGUUUGACAAAACAAUGUCGCGGAGUCAAUUGUUAACGGAGUUGGCUAAAGUACGGUGGACCGGUAUGCGGCUGUAG